UGCUUGCGAACUACCAACGCGCCGCUGCAGUCAGGCGAUCUCCAUUAUCGUGUUCUCCCAUUUUUCCAAAUGCUCUAUCCCUGCUCUUGAACCGAAUCGAGCAAUGAACGUGCAUUCUUUCCUCAUUAUCUUCUUCCUCCUCACCACCGCUGCUGGAACCACCGAACCAACACUCAACGACGACCUGCUCGGACUCAUCGUAUUCAAAGCUGAUCUUCUCGACCCUCAAUCGAAACUCGCGUCUUGGAAUGAGGAAGACGCUGAUCCAUGCGGUUGGGUAGGCGUCAAGUGCGAUUCUCGCACGCACCUCGUCGUCGAGCUAUCACUGGACGGCUUCGGUCUUUCUGGAAAGAUUGGGCGUGGUCUUCUUCAGCUCAGCUCCCUUCGGAAGCUCUCGCUCUCUCGAAACAAUUUCUCCGGCGCUCUGAACGCUGAUCUGACCCGUCUUGAGAAUCUUCAUACUGUUGAUCUCAGCUAUAAUGCUCUUUCUGGACCCAUUCCUAGCAAGUUCUUUUGGCAAUGUCGGUCGCUCCGGUCGGUUUCGAUAGCCGUUAAUCGGUUAUCCGGCGAGAUUCCGGCGAGUGUCGGCGAUUGCUUGACUCUUGCAUCGUUGAAUUUAUCGUUUAAUUGGAUUUCGGGGAGUUUGCCGAGAGAGAUUUGGUCUUUGUAUGGGCUUAGGGUGAUUGAUCUCUCUGGAAAUUUUCUUGUUGGAAAAAUUCCGGAUGGAAUUGGACGAAUGAUCAAUCUAAGGACGGUGAGCUUGAAAAGGAAUUGGUUAUCGGGGAUUUUGCCUGAUGAAAUUGGGGACUGCUUGCUGCUGCGCACGCUAGAUUUGGGGGAGAAUUUGCUCUCUGGGUUUCUCCCGGAGACAAUUCGAAGGCUUACCAUGUGCGGUUAUCUCAGCUUGAGAUCGAAUAAAUUCUCUGGGGACGUGCCUAUGUGGCUUGGUGAUAUGAAGAAUUUGCAGACUCUGGAUUUAUCAAACAAUGGCUUCACCGGCCAAGUUCCGGAUUCAAUCGGCAAUUUACAGGUCUUGAAAUGGCUGAAUUUUUCUGAAAAUAGGUUAACGGGUAACUUGCCGGAAUCCAUGGCUAGUUGCAGAAAUCUGGUUGAGGUGGAUUUUAGCAGGAAUUCAUUGGUGGGAAACCUUCCUUCAUGGUUGUUUCAACUGGGUAUUGAGAAGAUUCUGCUUUCAGGGAACAAUCUCAAUGGGUCUGUUAGAAUUCCCACUUCCUCAGAACAGACAUUACAGAUCUUGGAUUUAUCUGCUAAUAUGUUUUCUGAUCUGAUUCCGCUGGAAAUAGGAGGGCUAUUAAGGUUACAGUUGUUGAAUUUAUCCCACAAUUUAUUCAUCGGUUCCAUUUCUGAUAUCUUUGGGAAAUUGAAGGUUUUAGAAGCUGUUGAUCUAGGCUCGAACCAACUUAAUGGGAACAUUCCACAGGAGAUUGGAGCAGCAGUUUCUCUGAAGGUUCUGAAGCUUGAUAAGAAUACGCUCAGUGGAGGAAUUCCUGUCCAGAUUGGGAACUGUUCUUCUCUGACAUCUUUGAUACUGUCUCAUAACAAUCUCUCAGGCCCAAUUCCUCCUACUCUGGCCAAACUCACUAGCCUUCAGAUCAUAGACCUGUCCCAAAAUGGCCUCAAUGGAAAGCUUCCAAAAGAACUUUCAGCACUUCCCCUUCUACUCUCCUUGAACAUCUCCCACAAUUUCUUCUCCGGCGAAAUUCCAUCUGCCUUACUCAACAAAAUUCCUCCUUCCUCCCUUUCUGAUAACCCAGAUCUAUGUGGCUCUGCAGUUAAUCGCUCAUGCACCACAGUUCUUCCAAAGCCCAUUGUCCUGAACCCCAACUCCUCAUCCCACUCCUCACCAAACUCUGAAUUCUCCCCGGAGAAUCUCCGUCAUAAGAAGAUCAUCCUUAGCAUCUCUGCUCUCAUCGCCAUCGCAGCUGCAGUUUUGAUAGCUCUUGGUGUCAUAACAGUCACCCUCCUGAACCUUCAUGUUCGUGCUGCCACUUCGCACUCCGCCGCCACCCUUAACAUCUCCGACGAUUACUUAAGCCAGUCACCAGCCACCGAUGCCAAUUCUGGCAAGCUUGUCAUGUUUGGUGGUGGUGAUCAUGACUUCAGCGCUGGGGCACAUAACAUUCUUAACAAAGACUGUGAGUUAGGCCAUGGCGGCUUUGGGACAGUUUACAAGACUGUCCUCCGAGACGGUAGGCCUGUUGUCAUCAAGAAGCUCACUGUCUCAAGCCUUGUGAAGUCCCAAGAUGAUUUCGAGAGGGAGAUCAGAAAGAUUGGUAAGAUGAAGCACCCAAAUCUAGUAGCCAUGGAAGGAUAUUAUUGGACAAAGUCACUCCAGCUCCUCAUCUAUGAAUUUGUUUCUGGCGGGAGCUUAUUCAAACACCUGCAUGAGAGCGCAGAAUUGAACUGCCUCUCUUGGCAAGAGAGGUUUGAUAUAAUUCUCGGUGUGGCGAGGAGCUUGGCUCAUCUUCAUUGUCAUGGCAUCAUCCAUUACAAUCUGAAAUCCAACAAUGUCCUUAUUGAUGGAUCUGGUGAGUCCAAACUUGCAGAUUAUGGCCUGGCAAAGUUACUUCCAAGGCUCGACCAUUACAUUCUUAGCAGCAAGAUUCAGAGUGCACUUGGGUACAUGGCGCCGGAGUUCGCCUGCCAGACGGUAAAGAUCACCGAGAAGUGCGAUGUAUACGGGUUUGGUGUGCUUGCGCUUGAGGUCAUAACAGGGAGAAAGCCGGUGGAGUAUAUGGAAGAUGAUGUGGUGGUUCUUUGUGAUGUUGUUCGAGGGGCACUUGAUCAAGGGAGGGUGGAGGAGUGCUUGGAUGGCAGGCUUGGAGGCAAGUUUCCUGUGGAGGAAGCUGUGCCUGUGGUGAAGCUAGGUUUGAUUUGCACUUCGCAGGUGCCGUCGAACCGGCCUGACAUGAGUGAGGUAGUAAAGAUAAUGGAGCUGAUCAGAUGCCCUCAGGAUAGCCAAGGAGAUGAGUUGUGCUAGCUUUAUUGUUGCCUCUACUCUCUUGGCUUUCUCUGGUUUUUUCUUAUUCUUUUAGAUGUGGUGAGGGAGAUUGCAGGAAGGGAGAAGGUGAAAGUCUGCAGUAUGUUUGUUUGAUCAGAUUGUGAGGAACUGGAGCCCGGAUGGGUUUCAGUGAGAUGGGAGAGAAAUGUUCUUGUAGAAGUUUUGAACAGAUGAUGGUUGUGUUUUCUUGUAUGAGAAUUCAGGAUGUCAAAACGUUACUUUGCUUAGGGCAGUGAACAAGCCGAGUGUUGCUCAUUUAAAAUUAAUUAUAUUUGAAGUUGGCUCUCAUUCAAAA
Molecule: messenger RNA, 3317 nt
Organism: Phalaenopsis equestris
Lineage: Eukaryota; Viridiplantae; Streptophyta; Magnoliopsida; Asparagales; Orchidaceae
Product: probable LRR receptor-like serine/threonine-protein kinase IRK
Exons: 2
Coding region: 104-3001 (965 amino acids)
Biological process (GO): protein phosphorylation; hormone-mediated signaling pathway
Cellular component (GO): plasma membrane
Molecular function (GO): protein kinase activity; protein binding; ATP binding
Source: RefSeq, a predicted model, not a curated record